Messenger RNA from Dermatophagoides pteronyssinus (European house dust mite), 3545 nucleotides. RefSeq lists its product as uncharacterized. Gene Ontology annotation, biological process: regulation of DNA-templated transcription. Lineage: Eukaryota; Metazoa; Arthropoda; Arachnida; Sarcoptiformes; Pyroglyphidae. The record is from RefSeq and is a predicted model, not a curated record. Gene Ontology annotation, molecular function: DNA-binding transcription factor activity, RNA polymerase II-specific; RNA polymerase II cis-regulatory region sequence-specific DNA binding. Gene Ontology annotation, cellular component: nucleus.
AAAAAUACUGGUAAAAUGUCAUUAUAUUAUGAUGAAAAUUCUGAAACACAAGUUUCAUCAACUACAACUAUUAAUCUGCCAUUAGAAUCGAUUACGGGUUUAUCGGAAAUUGAUUGUAAUUCAGCAACAACACCAUGCUCAUCGAUGAGAAAUGUUGGUGAUAAUAAUUCUUUCCAAACAAUAAAAAUGUCUUCGGAUGGAAAAAAAGUAUUAUUGGAACGAAAAUUGAAUACGAUUCAGAUAUCCAAAAGUCAUAGUGGCUCAAUUUGUCUAAGGAAAUCAGUGAAUCGUGGUCGUUGGUCCAAAGAAGAAGAUAAUAAAUUGAAACGAUUGGUUGAAAAAUAUAAUGAAGAUUGGUAUCAAGUUUCAACACAUUUUUCCGAUCGUUCCGAUAUUCAAUGUCAACAACGCUGGUGUAAAGUUCUCAAUCCUAAACUGAUCAAAGGACCAUGGACGCCAAAAGAGGAUGAAAAAAUAGUCGAAUUGGUCAGAAAAUAUGGUCCAAAAAAAUGGACAAUCAUAGCAAAAUAUUUGGAUGGUCGAAUCGGUAAACAAUGUCGUGAACGAUGGCAUAAUCAUCUAAAUCCGGAUAUUAUAAAAUCUGCAUGGACUGAUCAUGAAGAACGGACAAUCAUUCAGGCACAUACUAUACAUGGUAAUCAAUGGGCAAAGAUUGCCAAACUAUUACCCGGUCGAACUGAUAAUGCAAUAAAAAAUCAUUGGAAUUCUACGUUAAAACGUAAAGCACAAGCCAUGAAAGAAGGUAUUCCUUUUGCCGAAUUCAAAAAACGUAUUAAAAAGAAAAAGACUCCCAAAACAACAACUAGUCCUAUGAAAAAAUUCGCUACAUCCACAAUAAUUUAUUCGAAUAAUAACAAUGAAACAAAUACUGUAAACAGUACUUCGAAUACCGAUGAUGAUUUAAAUGAUUUUAGCGAUCUUUUCGAUUCAAGCCAAAGAGAAAUGUUGGAAUGUGAACUAUCCGAAAUUCAGGAUGUAAACGAUCUUGUUUCAGCCAUCAAAUCAUCACCUUUACGUAGUCUGAUGAUUUCUCCCACGAAAAAUUCUACUAUCAUCAAUGAUGUUGAUAAUCAACAACAACAGCAACAACGAAUCGAUACUGAUACAAGUUCUUAUAUUGAAGAGUUUAGUAGUGGAUAUCAAACACAACCAGACAUGUCAAAUGUUUCUUCAUUCAUUUCGCCAAUCAAAAUGAAUUCAAUCUAUACUGGUGACCAACAUCCAACACCUUCGAAAAAGCCAUUUAGUCCAUUACAAUUUGAUACUCCUAUAUCAUCAAAAGUCAUUACGAAUUCAAUAUCAACGCCAUACCUCUACACAUCGUCAUCACUAUCGGAUCAAUCGAUCAUGAUGAUCAAGUCGAAAAACAAGGAGAAUGUAUCACCAUUGAAAACAAAUUCCAAUCGAUCAUCGAAUCGGAAUAAGCAGUACUCAAUGAUGGAUGUAAUGCUAAGUAAUAGUAGUAAUCCUUUCAUCAAUUCGGUUGUUUGUUCGCCGCAGGCCAUCGAAACGAAUGAAAAAUUACCAAUAGAAUCUCAUACCGAAGAGAUCUUAUUCGAAACCCCGAGUAAAUCAUUCAUCCAGGAUGAUCAAUUAUUUUCACCACAAUCAUCGUUUGGUAUAUCGGCAAUAUCACCCACCAAAAAUCUAUCACCCGGUGUGGGAACAUUGCUGAAGAAGCAACAAGUUUCAUCAGGCAAUAAAAAUAUACUUCGCACUAUCAAUCAAAUGGAUCCACCACUGGCAACAUCACAAUUAUCAUCGCCAUUGAUAGGUAAUAAAACGGAAGGUCAAUCGAUCAGUAAUACUAGUAACAUACCAUACACGAUGACUAUCAAUAACGAUACUUCGAUAAUGGACAAUCGUAAUGGCUAUAUACCAUUGACACCGAUGUCCAAUAUUUCUGUGAUAUCAAAUUCACUCGAAUCAAACAAUCAAGAUAUUAUGGAAAAUGUGAAUCAAUCAAUGGAACCAAAUACAAAUACAUCGAGAAUAAUUACGUUGACAAUGCCUUCAACAUCGAUGGACACAACAACAGCUUAUUAUCCCAUACAAUUGGUCAAUAUGGGAUCGAUAAUUCCAUUACAAACAUCAACAAUACUGGAAUCGAACACGACUACAACAACAAACGAAUCUCGACAACAACCAUUUUACAUCCUACCAAAGAUCAAUGUUAUCCACGAAGUACCAAUAACAUUUCAAAAAACCAUUCCAUCGAACCGUGUUCGUCAACGCAAACCUCGCCCGACAAGAUCUCGAAUGCGACUCUUUUCAUCGGACCAGGCCAUCAACGACAACAGUAUAUCGGAAUCGUCAACACCAUCGGCAAUCAGUCCUAUCACAUCGGACAACGAAUCGAACAUGGAAACGAAACAAUCGAGCAAUAUGGUGGCCAACACCAAUCAAUGGUUUAUAUUGGCAACCGGGCAGACAACCAUACAGAAAGAAGUGACAAAACAGGCCCGAACUUUUCUUCAAUCGAAAAACAAUCCAUGUUUGCCGAAACAACGACGUACACCGAUCGUUCCCCUUCUUCGUAUGAAUUGUCACAACCGAAAAACAUCGAAUCAAAAUAAAAUUAUCAUUUGAGAAAUUAUGGAAUUUGAAGGAUUAAAUAAUCAAAUUGAAAAAUAUAACAAUCUUCAAAAUGAAAUUGAUAAAAUGGAACAAAUACUGCAAGGAUUACGUGAUAAAACAAAAGAAUUGGAAAAAGAAGUUUAUGAAGAUAAAUAUGUAAAUCAGAUAUCCGGAUUGACCGAAGAAAAUUUGAAAUUAAUGUUAGAUGUACAUUUACUUUCCUAUCAAUGUGAUUUAUUAACUUUUAAUAAUAAUAAUAAUAAUGCAAAUACUAAUGUAAGAAAUAAUCCAUAUGCAUAUGGAUCAUCAAGAUUACAAAAUCAACAAUAUAUAAUGGGUCAAUCAUCACGUCGUCCUAUUGUUAAUAAUGCAAAUAAUGUUCAAAUUGCUGCUGGUCCAUCAUUUUUGAUUCAACGAAAUCAACCAAUUGAACCAUAUAGAAAUUUUGAUGAUGAUAUUCUAUUUACACGAUUACCACAUACCAAUCAGAUUGCAGCCAAUUUACAACCAUGUAAAUUGAUAGCGACUACCACCAAUACUAAUAAUCAAAAUCAUAAUCAAAAAUCACCACCAUUACCACCAAGACCUAAUAGACAUCAACAUCCAUCUCGUUCACCACCACCACCACCACCACCUGGUUAUCAUAAACAAGGAUCUUCAAGUCAUUCAUUUAUGAUACUUAACAACAACAAUCAAGAUAAUCAACAACGUAAAUGGAAAUGUGCUCGAUGUACAUUGGAAAAUAAUGACAAUCUUAAUAAAUGUGAAGCAUGUGAAUUUGUACGAUUAGAACCACCAUUAGGUUCGAUUAUAGCUAAAAAUCAGGAAUCAUUACAUAAAUUAACACUUGAUUCGUCGACAACAACAACAUCACCAACUUCACCACCAAUAACACAUGGUCAUCAUCAUGGUAAAAAAUGGAAUAAACGACAAAAUCAUUGAAUCGA